CCAAUCAUGAGAUUAACUUCAUAAAAUAGGUGGGGAAUUGGCGUCAUUUCUCGUUUAAAAACACUGGAAAAAAACUACGACGACGCAAGCAACCUAUAUCAGGUGAACAUCCUAUCACCUACAACGAAAACCCUCUAAUCCAAUUCAAAUUCAAAAUUCAAGCUAAAUCUCGACUUCAACCAAUUAAUUUCACUCAAUUUCAAUUUGAUCGCAUCGCCAAUUUCAAUAAUUCCACAUCGUUUCAGCAACAAUCAGCCAUCAUCAACUCAACAACACCGAAAAUUAGGGUUUUGUAGAAGUGAAUUUUGUUUGUUAAAUUGAUGGGAAUUUCCAAGGUUUCUGUAGAACCCUCAAACCCUUCCACAUCCUCAUCUUCAUCCUCUUCAAUUGCUGUUAUCGAGACCAUAAAUGGAAGCCAUGAAUUUAAGAUCAAUGGUUAUUCGUUAUCCAAGGGUCUGGGAAUAGGGAAGUACAUUGCUUCUGAUACUUUCAUGGUGGGCGGAUACUUGUGGGCUAUAUACUUUUAUCCUGAUGGUAAGAGUCCUGAGGAUAAUGCCAGCUACGUCUCGCUGUUUAUCGCCUUGGCAAGCGAAGGGACCGAUGUUCGGGCUUUGUUUGAAUUGAAGCUUGAAGAUCAGAGCGGGAAGGAGAUUCAUAAAGUUCAUUCUCACUUUGGGAGACCGCUUGAGACUGGACCAUACACUCUGAAGUAUCGCGGUAGUAUGUGGGGCUAUAAACGCUUUUACAAAAGGACAUCACUGGAGUCAUCUGACUACCUUAAAGAUGAUUGUCUUGUUAUCUCUGGCACUGUUGGUGUUGUGAAAUCACAUACUGAGGGACCUAAACAAUACUUAAUACCAGUCCCUCCCUCGAAUAUUGGGAAACAAUUUGGGCAACUUCUAGAGAGUAAAGACAGUACUGAUGUAAGUUUUGAAGUCGAUGGGGAGGUCUUCACUGCGCACAAGGUGAUCCUGGCAGCACGAUCACCUGUCUUUAGGGCUCAACUGUUUGGUCCAAUGAGGGAAAAGAAGAUGGACUGCAUACAGGUUGAAGACAUAGAAGCUUCAGUGUUCAAGGCUUUGCUGCAUUUCAUAUAUUGGGAUGAACUGCCAGACAUGCAUGAGCUAACUGGUUUAAAUUACAAUGGAGCUUCAACAUUAAUGGCUCAGCAUAUGCUUGCUGCUGCAGACCGCUAUGGGCUUGAGAGGCUAAAACUUCUAUGUGAGACCAAACUUUGUGAAGAUGUUGCUAUAAAUAAUGUAGCAACAACUUUAGCCUUGGCCCAGCAGCAUCAGUGUUUACAAUUAAAAGCUGAGUGCCUAAGGUUCAUUGCAUUGCAUGAAAAUUUAAGAGCCGUGAUGCAGACAGAAGGCUUUGAGUACCUCAAAGUGAGCUGCCCAUCGGUCAUUACUGAGCUACUGGAGUACGUAGCAAGAAUUACUGAACAUUCUAAGACCUCUUUUGGCUAUGGAAAUGAUGUCACUAUGCUGGAUGGUAGUGACAUGAAUGGCAGACGAGUGAAGCAGCGAUUAUUUUGAGUACAUAUACCUUCUAGAAUUCAUCCAAGUUGUUGGGACACUUAAACCAUGUAUUUGUUUGUAAGAAAUGUUGAAAAAAAAAAGAUACUUUGACUUGGGAUUCUAUGUAUGUUGAUAUAUAGCAUCAAUUCUUUGAGCACUGUUUUAUGGGGUUUCACGGUUUGUCAUAUAAGACCGUAAAUUAUAUUACGUUUAAUGUUGAAGCUUAAUUUAUAACACCCUUCUGUAA
Messenger RNA from Beta vulgaris subsp. vulgaris (sugar beet), 1767 nucleotides. RefSeq names its product BTB/POZ and MATH domain-containing protein 2. The transcript is spliced from 4 exons. Lineage: Eukaryota; Viridiplantae; Streptophyta; Magnoliopsida; Caryophyllales; Amaranthaceae. Bases 321 to 1538 code for a protein of 405 amino acids. Gene Ontology annotation, biological process: protein ubiquitination. The record is from RefSeq and is a predicted model, not a curated record. Gene Ontology annotation, molecular function: protein binding.